Carassius gibelio (silver crucian carp) is the source of this 1528-nucleotide messenger RNA. Its product is annotated as protein phosphatase 1 regulatory subunit 14B. The transcript is spliced from 5 exons. Gene Ontology annotation, biological process: innate immune response; regulation of phosphorylation. Gene Ontology annotation, cellular component: cytoplasm. The coding region runs from base 138 to 593 and encodes 151 amino acids. Lineage: Eukaryota; Metazoa; Chordata; Actinopteri; Cypriniformes; Cyprinidae. Gene Ontology annotation, molecular function: protein serine/threonine phosphatase inhibitor activity. The record is from RefSeq and is a predicted model, not a curated record.
AGUAUUUCAGCGCGGACACUUGGAGGAGCCCACAGGCUGUUCUGUGACAAUUGAUAGACCGAUUUAGGGAAGAUGGACUUUGAUAAACCACGGUCAUACAAUUAGUCUGAUGAAUUAUUGUUCUCUAAGCUCUUUGUAUGACUGAUCCCAGUCUACCGUUGCGAACUCCUUGUAAUCUAAAGCUUUUUCUAUUAGGGACCAUGGCAGCGGUAACAAGUCCGGAAACGACACCUCAACCACGGGUUUAUUUUCAAACACCUCCCGGUACCGAAGAAGAAGUGCCUCAGAAACAAGGACGAGUGACCGUAAAAUAUGACAGAAAAGAGCUGAGGAGGCGACUGAAUUUGGAGGAGUGGAUAGUUAGCCAGUUAAUGAAUCUCUACGACUGCGAGGAGGAUGAGGUGCCUGAGCUGGAAAUAGAUGUGGAUGAGCUGCUGGAUCUUCCCAGUGAUGUCGAGAGAACCAUUCGAGUGAAGAUGCUGCUGGUCGACUGUUACAAGCCUAAUGAUGAUUUCAUAGCGGCGUUGCUGGAGAAGGUCCGAGGGAUGCAGAAACUCAACACCCCCCAGAAGAAAGGGGAGCUGACGCCAUGAGGUCACCACAGCUCCUCCCACCACCUCCCAACCAACCUGUCACUCCAAACCCAGAGGAGAGAUGCAGGCAUGCAGACCCAACCACUAAAUCACAGCGUCUGUCAAAUGGACAUCAAUGACACGAGUCCAGCCAAGCCAAUCUCAACUGCAGGUUGAUCACUCCAAACUGUUUUUACUUCGUCUUAGUACUGUUUCAGCAUAUAUUACAUGUAGAGAGUGUGGUAGUGUCCCUUUAGCUUAAAACUCCUGUGGUGAUUUAGGGAAAGGAAUCAAAUGGUUGAUGUUAAGGUUACAAUGUUCAUUAAUACACUUCUUUCAGCCACGUGACUUGGCUUGAUGUGUCCGUCUGUAAUCAAGUAGGAAAUUAAACUGAUUGCGUUUCACCCCCUUUUUUGUCGGUCUCUCACAUAUGCUGUCUUUUAAGGGCGGAAUAAUUUUUUGCAGGCCAGAAAAUAGUUUUUAGAUGUGGGGUUUCAGAUUUUGGGGUGUGUUGAUGUAAUCUGGGAAGAGGGAGGGGGGGUGAGAAUUGUGAACUUGUGUUUUGUAAGCCAUUUUUAAUCUACCAUUUUUAGGGAAAGAAAAACAACAGGUAUGUGUUUAGUGCUACUGCUUUUAAAAAUCAUUUGACUGAGGAAGAUUAAACUAGUUUGAGGAUGAAGAGUAGAGUGAAUUUGUUACAUCUGAUAUUUUUACUAGUCUUUGCAAAUAUGAAGAGAAUGCCUAGUUGUGAUGCAGGCGAAGUAUGAAAAUGCUUUGGUAGUGUAGGCCAAGGUUAAUGCGAAAUAAAGCUCAAAGCCCACAUAUCUUUUGUAAAUAAAAAGUUUAUUCAUUUUCAAGUGACCAAGAACUUGUUGGAAUGGCAGAACCUGUACUGUGUGCACUCUCACAACCAAAUACGUGUAGUAAGGCUCUCAAAUAAACAAUGGUGCUACAUA